Messenger RNA from Monopterus albus (swamp eel), 1288 nucleotides. RefSeq names its product tRNA methyltransferase 61B (gene trmt61b). Gene Ontology annotation, cellular component: mitochondrion; tRNA (m1A) methyltransferase complex. Gene Ontology annotation, molecular function: tRNA (adenine(58)-N1)-methyltransferase activity. The transcript is spliced from 7 exons. NCBI's taxonomy places the organism in Eukaryota, Metazoa, Chordata, Actinopteri, Synbranchiformes, Synbranchidae. Gene Ontology annotation, biological process: tRNA methylation. The record is from RefSeq and is a predicted model, not a curated record. The annotation marks the transcript as partial.
CAUGUGUCUGUCACACACUGCACACAAGAAGAAAGUGGGCUUGAGGAAAUUCCUAAAGAGGAUAAUACAGAGGUCCAUUGUGCAGGGGAUGCAGCAACAGAAACUCAUCUAAAUGAAGCAUUCCAUGAGUUAAAAAGGAGGUCAUCGGGCACUCUCCCUGGGGACAGCUUGCUUGCAUUCGGGGAGCUGCUCAUUGCUGAGUAUCCACGUAAGGGAUGGGUGGACUACAGGAAGAUGUUCCAGCUGAAAGAAGGGGCUCAUUUGCACAUCUCCCGGGGGAUUAUCCUACAUGAUGACAUAGCUGGGCAGUCUGCAGGUCGGUUCUUGAAGACGAAUGGGGGGGUUCCUAUCUUCAUACAUCGUGCCAGUCUGGAGGAUUAUGUGCUGCAUAUGAAGAGGGGGCCAGCCAUUGCCUACCCAAAGGAUGCAUGCACCAUGCUGCUGCUGAUGGACAUCACAGAGGGAGACCAUGUGCUGGAGUCUGGCUCCGGGUCAGGGGCCAUGACUUUGUUCCUGUCUAGAGCAGUGGGCUCUAAAGGCAGAGUGCUGAGUGUGGAGAUCAGGGAGGACCACCUCAAGAGAGCCACAUUGAACUACGAGUGCUGGCGGACAUCGUGGAGUCUGCGCAGAGGGGUGGAGUGGCCCGACAACGUGCAGUUUCACAAUGCUGACCUCUGCACGGCUUCAUGGCUCCUUGCUGGUCAUGGAUUUCAUGCGGUUGCUCUUGACCUGAUCCACCCUCAGCUGGUUUUACCCACAGUGCUUCCACAUCUGCACACUGGAGCUGUGUGUGCUGUCUACCUGGCCAAUAUAACACAGGUCAUUGACCUGCUGGAGGGUCUUCGAUGCUCUGCGCUUCCUUUAUUGUGUGAACGCAUCAUUGAGGUUCCAGUGCGAGACUGGGUGGUGGCUCCAGCCAUGUGGAAAGACCGAGGGUACUACAGCAGGAAAGCUCCAAUCCUGGAGGAAAACCAAAGGAAGGAGGCAGAGGAGGAGACAUCGGAUGAGACUGACAGAGAGUUGGCCACAGAGCAGCAUCCAACCUUUAGGACUGUUCCCUACAUUGCCAGACCUCACCAUCAACAAAGCAGCCACACAGCAUUCCUGGUGAAACUGAGGAAGUGUGUGUGAAGUAUCUGCUCAGCGAAUAAGGAAUCCUGGACAUAAAUUGUCAUUUUAUUUCCUUACUGCAAAUAAUUUGGAGAAUAAAGGUCAUCAGAGUAACUAUGCUAUAUGUUGUAGUGCAGUGGUCCCCAACCCCCGGGCCGCGGACCGGUACCGGUCCGUG